Ambispora gerdemannii is the source of this 744-nucleotide messenger RNA. The record is from the annotation of a GenBank genome assembly. Lineage: Eukaryota; Fungi; Glomeromycota; Glomeromycetes; Archaeosporales; Ambisporaceae.
AUGUCCAACCUCACUACCAUUAUCGUGACUGGCGCUUCAAGAGGUCUUGGCCGUGCCGUCGCACUUCUUUCCAUAAAACAUUUCAAUAGUAACGUUUUAGCUAUUGCUCGUUCCGAAAAGGAUCUAAAUUCACUUAAAUUACAUGUAGAAAAUGAGCAUGGUCAUAAAGGGCGACUGGAAUUUGUCGUUGGUGACGUGAAUGAUAGUUCUGUAAUUGACACGGCUAUUAAGCAGUGCCUGUCUUCGUGGGGCCGGUUAGAUGGAAUUGUGACAAAUGCAGGAGUAAUUGAACCUAUUGGAACAAUUGCUAAUACUAAAUUGGAAGAUUGGAAAGGGCAUUUCGAUGUGAAUUUCUUUUCAAUCAUUUCUCUUCUCCAAAAGGCAAUACCACAUCUUCGUGAAUCUAAAGGUCGUGUUAUUACCAUAUCCUCAGGUGCAGCAUCUCACGCUUAUUAUGGUUGGGGUGCAUAUUGCACAUCAAAAGCAGCUCUUACCUCGUUGACCAGUAACUUGGCUAUCGAAGAACCUGAUAUCACUUCGAUAGCUAUUCGACCUGGUGCUGAACAUAUGCUAAAAGGAGAUUAUGAUAAGUUCGUUUCCCUGUACAAGAAUAAAAAUUUGGUAAAUCCUGAAGAACCGGCAUAUAUUAUUGCAGGCUUGGUGACGGGUCAGCCAAGUAAGGAAUUGAACGGCAAAUUUUAUAGUUGGGAUGAUCCAGAAUUGGCGGCCUUUCAAAAGAAAUGA